CAUACGCACUACACAUGGUAAUUCGCAUUCAAAACAAUGAACGACCAUUAGUUUUUAAAUCUUUAUUUAAAAAAAUUGGAUGAUAUGUUCGUGCUGGCCGAGCUGAAGGACAAUGUGCGAAUUGCGCCGGACCAGUUCCACUUAAAAUUGGUGGACGCAGUGCGCGACGAGAUAGACCGCAAGUUGGCCAACAAGGUCCUGCUAAACGUUGGCCUGUGCAUUGCGCUCAAGGACAUCGUCUCCCUAAAGGACUCUAUCAUCCUUCCGGGCGAUGGAGCCUCACACACUGAGGUGCUCUUUCGGUACGUGGUUUUCCGACCGAUGGUGGGCACCGUGAUUACCGGAAAAAUACGGAACUGCAGCCGAGAAGGUGUCCAUGUGACACUCGGCUUUUUCGACGACAUCCUUAUCCCACAUGCCGCCCUGCAACAUCCCUCCCGAUUCGAUGAGGCCGAACAGGCCUGGGUUUGGGAAUAUCCACUGGAGGAUGGCGCCAAGCACGAUCUCUUCAUGGACGUGGGCGAGCCCAUCAAGUUCCGGGUAUCGCGAGAGAUCUUUGAGGAGACCUCACCCAUUGGACCGCCCAAGGCAGAGGCUCAAUCGCAACAGGGACCCAGCACAUCAUCAGCAGCUUCUGCCGCUUCACAAGAAGUCAAGACACCGUACAGGAUUAUUGGUGCCAUUAACGAAUCCGGCCUAGGCGUACUCUCCUGGUGGGAUCAGCAGGGCAAGGACGACGAACAAGACGAAGAAGACGGCGACGAGUAUGACAACGAUGAGGAUGGUGAAGGCGCUUGCGAGGAAUGACCCUGACGUUUACUCAACUGUAUGAUAAUUGCAUCCGGUUUUAUUGUUAAGUUGUCGAUUUCCAAUAUUAAAACAAACAAAUGUUGGACCAUAAA
Molecule: messenger RNA, 902 nt
Organism: Drosophila ficusphila
Lineage: Eukaryota; Metazoa; Arthropoda; Insecta; Diptera; Drosophilidae
Gene: Polr3H
Product: DNA-directed RNA polymerase III subunit RPC8
Exons: 3
Coding region: 85-807 (240 amino acids)
Biological process (GO): transcription initiation at RNA polymerase III promoter; DNA-templated transcription
Cellular component (GO): RNA polymerase III complex
Source: RefSeq, a predicted model, not a curated record